Cooperia oncophora is the source of this 591-nucleotide messenger RNA. The record is from the annotation of a GenBank genome assembly. Lineage: Eukaryota; Metazoa; Nematoda; Chromadorea; Rhabditida; Trichostrongylidae.
AUGGCCGGGUCUCGAAGCUUGCAGCUUGAGUUCUCUAAUGUUCACUCUGUGGCCACCCCGACAAAAGACGCUGCACAAUACUCUGAAACCACUCAAACAGAUGAUGAUCGCGCAUCGAUGGGAGAAUUCAGUACAGGUAGUCAAGAAUUCGACUAUGACGAUGAUAUGCUUCCAAUGGAUGGAGGCGGAUUUAGUGAUCGUGAAGAGCCGGAAACCGUCAAAGAGGAGCCGGCUCCUGUCCGUAUACCGGACCUCAGUGAAGAGGAGAAAAACCAAAUUGUAGCGAGCCAAGGAUUCCAGAUCUUCUUCAACUACGCGGCCAAAGUUAUUAAACGGGCCCUCGCAGAGGCUGAAAACGUAGAUAUAUUCAUUGAUUAUGCGCGAGGUCAUGGCGAAGUUAUUGCAUCGAGCGACCGACUUGUGCUGUCAAGAGUGUUUUCCGAUCCAAAAUGGUCUCAGAAUAGAGCUGUUACUGGAAUUGCCUUCUCAGAGCAACAUCCAGAAUUGGUUGCCGUAUCGUACGACUACAACAAGGACAUACCGUCUGAGCCCCCUGGUGUGGUAUUGAUAUGGAAUACAAAGUUCAAAAAG